Ostertagia ostertagi is the source of this 288-nucleotide messenger RNA. Lineage: Eukaryota; Metazoa; Nematoda; Chromadorea; Rhabditida; Trichostrongylidae. The record is from the annotation of a GenBank genome assembly.
AUGGUCACCAAUUUGUUGAAGGAUCCAGCUGAAACUAGCGCGAGCCUCAAUUCAAGCACAUCGCAACGACUUUUCGAACCCUGUGACUCAAGUGAUAGCGGCAGCGAAUCAUUAGGAGGCACUGUGUACUCAAAAGACACGUCCAGGACACCUCCGAAAAUGACCGUAUCCGGUUCGAUUGCCGAUAGUAAGCUCGACUACGAAACAUGGCCAGAAUUGUCCGUUGUGUUCCCUGACAUCGAAGAUGCGAUCAACGGCAAUAAAGAGGUCAUGAUUGAUCUUCUGUGA